AUGUCCGCCGUCGCGCGGCCGACGGUCUUCGUCGUCCUCGCAAGUUUCCUCGUCCAUCGAGCUACAGCAAACAACGACGACGACGACGACGAGUCCAUGUCGAGAUCGAGGCGCCGCCGCCGCCGGUCUACGAGGAGCCGCCGCCUCCGGUCUACGAGGAGCCGCCACCUCCAUCGUACGACACAGCGUAGAAGUAAAGCCGUGGUCGCGUCGAUGGCGUGGGGGCUGACGCGGUCGCGCACUCGAACUUAGAUUUCCGCACAGAUACGACGACCGCUGGCGCUACGGCGAGAGCUUCGACGCCUACGACCGGCGGCGACCCGAGCCCGCUCCGUUCCGCCCGCGGCGGACGCCGUCGCCUGCCGUCGUCGUCAAGGAGCCGCCGACGCCGGUGCCGGAGGACCCGCUCCCGACGAGCCCCUACGCGCGCGCCGCCGCGUCUACUGCGGCCGCGCGGCGCAAGCUCGCGGCGACGCCCCGGCGCGAGGACUACGACGAGCUCCACGCGGAGCGCGAGGCCUUCGAGCGCCACGUCCGCAGCCUGAUGGCGAAGAAGGCGAGGAAGGACGCGGCUAGAGCCGCCGUCGCGCUCGCCGCGCACGAGCGGACCGUCGAGCGGGCGUCGCGGCGGAAAGCCGAGAUCGACGCCCGGCGCGGGCUCGCGGCGCGGACGGCCGAGCGGCGCCAGCGGCGGAGCGCCUCGACGUCGCCGGCGCCGGACCUCGGGGCGCGGACGGCGGGACGGCGUCGUGCCGCCUCGAUGUCGCCGGUGCGCCCGCGCGCGCGCGCGGCCCCGGACGAUCUCGCCGCGCGGGCCGCGGAGCGGAGGCGUCGGGCUGGGCGUUGA
This is a messenger RNA of Pelagomonas calceolata, 847 nucleotides long. NCBI's taxonomy places the organism in Eukaryota, Pelagophyceae, Pelagomonadales, Pelagomonadaceae. The record is from the annotation of a GenBank genome assembly.